AUGCAUUAUACUGCAGGAAACCCCGUUCAGUCUUCCUUUCUCAACAUGGCACCGAAGGUGAAGAAGGAAGCUGUCCCUGCCAAGACUGAGGCCAAGUCAAAGGCUCUGAAGGCCAAAAAGGCUGUGCUCAAAGGCGUACACAGCCAGAGGAAGAAGAAAAUUAGGACUUCUCCCACCUUCCGGCGCCCCAAAACCCUCCGUCUCCGCAGGCAGCCCAAGUAUCCUCGCAAGAGUGCUCCUCGUAGGAACAAGUUGGAUCACUAUGCCAUCAUCAAGUUCCCCUUGACAACAGAGUCCGCUAUGAAGAAGAUUGAAGACAACAACACACUUGUGUUCAUUGUGGACGUCAAGGCAAACAAACACCAGAUCAAACACGCUGUCAAGAAGCUGUACGACAUCGACGUCGCCAAAGUCAACACACUCAUCAGGCCUGAUGGUGAGAAGAAGGCGUACGUUCGUCUCGCACCUGAUUAUGAUGCGUUGGAUGUUGCAAAUAAGAUUGGCAUCAUCUAAACUAUGGCUGAAGAGACUUGUGGACGAAUAAAUAUUUGUAUAAACUAAAACUGAUUCGGUCUCCUUGUCUAUUUGUGAUUUGUCUUGAUACAUGGAUACACAGUUUCAUAGAAGAAAGGUUUUCCCUGCUUUUACAGUUGCUGCCUGAGUUACACUUUUUCAGGAUAUGUAAGAUUUGGCAGCUGCGAAAUGUGAAUACAGUUUGAUUAAAAAAAAAAAAAAAAAAAAAA
Messenger RNA from Toxotes jaculatrix (banded archerfish), 743 nucleotides. It is a transcript of the gene rpl23a, whose product is annotated as ribosomal protein L23a. Gene Ontology annotation, biological process: ribosomal large subunit assembly; translation. The coding region runs from base 1 to 513 and encodes 170 amino acids. Gene Ontology annotation, cellular component: ribosome; cytosolic large ribosomal subunit. The record is from RefSeq and is a predicted model, not a curated record. Gene Ontology annotation, molecular function: rRNA binding; structural constituent of ribosome. The transcript is spliced from 5 exons. NCBI's taxonomy places the organism in Eukaryota, Metazoa, Chordata, Actinopteri, Toxotidae.